AUGGCUCUUCAUCUCUCCCUCCUCCUCCUCCUCUUCUCCAGACUCUCAGUGAGUAAGGUGUCUGUGAAGACAGGAAACUCCAUCACCAUCCCAUGUCGCUAUAAUCUGAGAUACAUAGAAUAUGUCAAAUACUGGUGUCAAGGAGAUUACUGGAAUUCUUGUUCUGCUCUAGUACGCACAGACCAACCAAAGAUAUCUGGGACGGUAUCAAUCUCUGAUGAUGUCACCCGAAGAAUCUUCUCUGUUACCAUGACUGAUCUGCAGCCAGAGGACUCUGGGUAUUACUGGUGUGCUGUGGAGACUACAGGAAGAGAUCAACAUACAUACUUGCACCUGUCAGUUACCACAGGUACUCCAGGACUCUAUGUGGACCAACAGGAGGUGACUGGAGUUGAAGGAGGGAGUGUCACUGUCCGUUGUUACUAUAGUAACUCUGGAGAUAUAAAGUGGUGCAGGAUGGGUGGUGAUUGUGUGUUGUAUUCUGGGACUUUACAUGGAACAUCAGUGACAUUAAAGCGGACUAGUGAUGCCAACAACAGAAAAGUCUUAACAGUGACUAUGAGUGGACUGAAGAUGGAGAACACUGACUGGUAUUGGUGUGAAGUGGGAGAACUAGAGAUGCCUGUUCACAUCACUGUCAGUCAACAAACUGCAACACAGAGAACCAUUAAGAUGACCUCAACAAUCCAAGCUCCAACCAAUCAACAACCCUCUGCCUCUCCAACUGCUGAGCUUGUUCAGACUGACAACACAAGUCAAGGAGCUGAGGGGAACAUGGAGGACGUCCACCAGAGGUCCAUAGAUGUGAAAGUCCUACUGAUUCCUUGGGGCAUGUUGGUGGUGGUGACAGCUGGUAUCCUAGUCACAUGGAAGAUGUGGACAAAGCAUAAGGACAAUAAGGCCAAGGACCAGACAACUAACAACUCAGUGGCCCCAUUUCCUGAAGAUGAUGAUGAUGUCACAUACAGCACUGUCAUCCCCCAGCACAAGGCCCAACUAAAGGUACAGGCCAAGGCAGCAGAACCAGAUGAUAAUGUGGUCUACAGCUCACUAGCUCUACAGGUGACCACACAGCAGAGGGCAACAGCAGAACAGCAGUGACUGACUGAGUGACCUUGGUGGAGUCCUUAUCCUGGAAGGACAGCCCACUCUCCGCUCCUGUGU
Messenger RNA from Coregonus clupeaformis (lake whitefish), 1164 nucleotides. RefSeq names its product polymeric immunoglobulin receptor-like. NCBI's taxonomy places the organism in Eukaryota, Metazoa, Chordata, Actinopteri, Salmoniformes, Salmonidae. Bases 1 to 1101 code for a protein of 366 amino acids. The record is from RefSeq and is a predicted model, not a curated record. The transcript has 9 exons.